Messenger RNA from Aspergillus terreus NIH2624, 2094 nucleotides. Its product is annotated as putative C6 finger domain protein. Lineage: Eukaryota; Fungi; Ascomycota; Eurotiomycetes; Eurotiales; Aspergillaceae. Gene Ontology annotation, biological process: regulation of DNA-templated transcription. The transcript is spliced from 3 exons. Bases 1 to 2094 code for a protein of 697 amino acids. The record is from RefSeq and is a predicted model, not a curated record. Gene Ontology annotation, molecular function: zinc ion binding; DNA-binding transcription factor activity, RNA polymerase II-specific.
AUGGCUCCUGUUAAGCGUACCUUCGAACAGGCAGACCAGGGUUGGACCAACGAGCAAGCCCUGGCCUCAGAGCUCGGACAUGCUCUGGGUGACGAGCAAUUCCCAUCCGGUGCCUCUCAUUCGUCCUCGCAGCAGAACAGCACCGAUGUCGCGGAGGGCCCUGCAGUUCAGCAAGCUGUCCAGUCUGCACCACCUGCUAAACGGCCUCGAAAGGCCCGACGCAAGAGGAGCGACCCUCCUCCUGAUUACUCCGCUGCGGUCCAGCGCAAUAUGUCGGGUUUGAGUCGGGCUGCUCAGGCUUGUGACCGUUGUAAGUAUCGAAAGGUGCCUUGUGAUCACGGCUAUCCGGCCUGUGAGAAUUGCCGUAAAGAGAACUUACCAUGCGUCACUACAGACCGUGUCACCGGCCGUCCCAUCGCGCGCGGCUAUUUGGAGCGGGUUGAAUCAUACGCCUUUGACAACUAUCAGAGGUCUCGCCACCUUCAAGUCUUAUUCAUGAAUACCUGGAACUAUGCCUAUGCCUUAGAAGCUCAUGUUCAGCAAUUGUCGCAUAUCGUCACUCAGUCUGGGCUGCCGCAUCCCAGUCCGCAGAUUCCUGAAAAUCUGUGGAGAGCAUUCCAUGAAACCAAUCCUGGAGCUGCUUUUGCACAAUUGGACCGCCCUCCCACGCCGCCUCCCUUUCCGUCUCAAGGUAACGUUUCACCCACCGCCCACGUUCCUGUUGCAGGACCUGGACCUGCUAUGGUGAACCAGCCCCCCCAGCCUCACUAUCCAGGUACCACCAGCCAUCCCCCGGGUGCAGUUUCUCAACCCGCUCGGCGUGCGGUAGAGAGUCGGCCGGAUCCGCGACGUAAUCAUACCCAGCGGCCCAAUGCUGGGCAUCCAGCCAUGGGGGCGCCAUCUAGAGAACGUCCUGUCCCUAGUGUGAACGUGAAUACUGCCUAUCCUAACGUCCAGGUGCAUGAUGUGCCUCGCCCUCAGAACCCUACGACCCGUCCACCUACGACCCGUCAAUCUACCACCCAUCCACCUACUGUUCAGCGUUCUGUCCUCGGUACGUCUCCUAACUAUGGUGUUGCACCUGCUCACGCAUCCUAUAACGCUGUUGGAAUUCCUAACCCUGGGGCUACUAAUCGCGCUGCCCAGCAAUCCGCACGAAGCACGCAUAUAGAAACGAUUGACCUCACUGGUGAUGAGGGUGACUAUCAUCCACAGGGCUUGGGCGAAGUUUACCCAGCUCCUCCCAGUCAGUAUAUAGCGACUGACAUCCUCCAGGGUCCUAACGGACAACCCAGCUUUGCACCGCCACCUCAGUAUCCCAAUGAUACCAUCGACCCGUCUGUGCUUAUGCCAGCCUGGUCGCCCUAUAGAUUCGAUGGUUUCGAUACUGGUGUGCAAGCUGGCACGGAGAGUACUGCACCUUUCCUGGACUCCGAGCAACACCAUGUUCCAGAGAACUCGGAUACUGGUGCACAAGGCUCUGCUGAUCAGCCCGCCCCCGCUGCUGAAGCUGCGACUGUCGAUAAUAGCGAGCACCCCGGUGACUCCCAGCUCUUGAGCAAGGUCCCUUCAAGCGCUCCCCUUAACUUUUCCGUCCUUGAUGAUAAGAACUUUGAUGACUUCCACAUCCCACAUGAACCACUCGAUCUUGAACCCGGUGCUGAUCUCGGUGCUUUCCUCGCCCAGUUACAGGGAGCAGAUGCGAACCCAGUGCAGUCACCGCGACCAUAUACCUCUGUCCCUGCCUCUGUCCCUGCCGAUGUCGAUGCUUCUGUCCAUGUCGUUGUUCCUGCCGCUGUCGAUCCCUAUGUCCCCGCCUCAGUCUUUCCCUCUUCUGAACCAGAUAGCAUUGACCGCGAGCUCGCUGAGUUCCUUGCAGAAGAGCCCACCGUUGCAGAACCGCAGGCGCUUUUUGACCUCCCUAGUGGAUCUCCUAAACAGGGGAGCGCCCAUGCCGAUGAUGCUGAUUCUCUAUUUGAGGGUAGCCUUGGGAUUAGUUCAUCCUCUGCUGGCGGUGAGACUGCUCCUACGAAUGAAGCCCCCGCUGGAUCGGGCAAGACUUACAACCUUGGUGAUUUUAGGUUCAGUUCCUAG